UUUUUUUUUCUUUUUUUUUUUCGCUGUUUGGCGUUCACGCUCGUUCGAUUGUUUUCAGAGGCUCCUUGCUUUUUCAGUUAGUCAGGUUUCGAGGGGAAGUAACACAAUGGCAACCGCGUCGUCGUCUGUGCAGGCGGGGUUGACUGCGGACGCGCUUACGUCGAUGUCGCUGGGCUCCGCUCCCUCCGCCUCCGCCGCCGCCGCCGCGACACAUGCGUCUGCGUCUCCCGCGCCUCUUCACAAGAAGGGCGGCAUUCUGCCCAACUUUUUCAAGUGGGGCUUGAGCAUUGACGUUGCUCAGUUCACGCUCGACUUUUCCGAGGACGAUCUCCGACCGUCCCACUCGCGCCACCGCACGCUGACCGAGGCCGAACGCGCCGCGCUGCCGGAGGCCGAGUACAACUUGGACGACCACGGCGACGGUCUGCUGCUGGGCAAGUACACGCGCCAAGCCAUCUGUGCCAUUCUCGAGGACGACCAGAUCGCGGCCCAAUUGCGAGAGCGCAACUUUCCUCAGUUCCACGUCAAGCUCGACACGAGCGACAUUUUCGUCCACAAGCUGUUCGUGGUGGCCAACCGACAGCCGCACGCCCCGCUGCUGGCGGAAAUGUACUUUCGACGACUCCGCGCGGUCGACAAUUUCAAAACGUUCGGCGCCCAUUCGUCCACCAGCCCGGGCGUUGCUGUUGUCCGGAGCAUGACGGCCUUCAGCGACUUGGACAUUAUCGUGCUCGAGUGGGCGCGGAUGCAGGACCCAAACAAGUCGUUUUCAGCCGAGAGUCUCAAGUCGCUGCUCCCCGGACAGGACGCGCCGGGACUGGGCCUGGGCAAGCAGAUUGACCAGCUCAUGCUCAAGCUGGCCGAGCGCAGCAAGCGUGACGGGCUCAUCAAUGUCCCGCUCUACUUUCACAACGCGCUCUUCUACUCGCGCUCGUACUCCUUCCUCAACCCCGAGUUUGAGGGCGUCUUCCGGACGCUCGUCCACGAUCUGCACGACGAUGUUCGCGACAAGGGCUUGGUCAAAGUGGCGCACGCCAUCGUGCGCGGCGCGCUCAAGGUCGCCAAGACGGGCCAGUCGGUGCGAUGGAUUGGCGAGGAGAUGAUUCUGCCAGUGUCCAAGCGGCUGAAAGAGUACGUCCACGCGCCAGAGUAUCUCCGUGUGGUCAAAGCGUUCACCUCCAGCGGGGUCUUUAAGAUUGACUGGGACGCCCAGCUCCUGUCCGAUUCCGAGUGGCAGCACCAAGGCAUCAUCAUCAAGGACGUCGACACCCGCAACCCCGAAGCGGAUGAGCUGUUGAAGGCCGACCCUUCCCACGAUGCCGGAUCCGACCCGCACGCCGGCUGGCGCUCGCAUCUCGCCACCGUGCUGCAUGUCUUCCGUGCGUGGCAUGCGCGUGCGCCAUCCCCCGUCUCGUCAUGAAGCAGGCAGCUACCAAAAAAUCGAUUCUAGGAUUUCCUUGAUUCCUUAGCGAGGACUUCUGGCUGUUGUUGUUGCUGCUGUUAAUGUUGUGGUUGUAGUAGUUGUUGAGAUUGUGAUGUUGUGAUUUUGGCAUCUUUACUGUAUUGGAAGAAAGCGAUCUGAAAAAACAAAAC
Molecule: messenger RNA, 1593 nt
Organism: Capsaspora owczarzaki ATCC 30864
Lineage: Eukaryota; Filasterea; Ministeriida; Capsasporidae
Exons: 1
Coding region: 107-1420 (437 amino acids)
Source: RefSeq, a predicted model, not a curated record